AUGGCAGAUUACGCUGCCAACAAAGUCGCCCACCAUGCAUCUGUCUUCUCUGAAGAUGUGCACCAGAAAUGCAACGACAUCUGCGACGAAGUCUUCAAUCAAUUCGGUGGACUCAUGAUCGAAUCGGAAGACGACGAUGGAGAUGUUGAGGCUGUCAAGACAGCACUGCACAACUAUCUUCUCACAGUCGACGCUGGGAUGACCGACAUCAUCGAGAAGCUGAAGGCCAUCGAGAGAGCCCCCGUCGCAAGGCAAAGCCAAAGACUACCGAAUCGAGUAGUGGCAAGAUCAAGAAAGAGAAGCAGCAGAACAAAGGAGCCAAAGUCAAAUCCGAAAUCAAGCACGAACGGAACUGAAGGAAGGCUGCUUCCCUCGGCCACGCAGACCGCAACAAGAUUGAGUCUUUUCUUAGAUCUUCUUUAUUCGAGAUCUCUGCUUUGCUGA
Molecule: messenger RNA, 444 nt
Organism: Aureobasidium vineae
Lineage: Eukaryota; Fungi; Ascomycota; Dothideomycetes; Dothideales; Saccotheciaceae
Source: the annotation of a GenBank genome assembly